GUCAGAGUGUCCUUUAGAGGGAUAGAAUCUAGCCGCUACCGUUCUUUAACUGACAGAACACGGAUAUAAAAUUAUCAGCAAAUUUUACAGUUCAAAGAUUUAUUACAAAGCUAUAAGGAUCAAGUUUCCAGGGCUGUGGAUCUAUCAGAGAUACCUCUUGCAUCUUUCUUGGACGAAUUACAGAGAGGAAAUGGCUAUACAUGAAGUGUGUUAUUUGCAACCAUCUUAUUAUAAAGUUCUAAGUGAAGAUAGAUCGGAACGUUUGAAUGCUGGAAUGAGCUUUCAGACACAAUAUUCCAGUGAGUUGCUUUUACAGAUUGCAGAACAAUUGGAUAGUGGAGAAAAAGAAGAGAUACUGUAUUUAUGCUGCGAUUAUUCCAGUGUAAAUAAUGUGCGUGACUUGUUUGAUGAGCUCAAAGAGAACAACCUGUUACAACCCAUUGGUCUAGUAGAAUUGCUGUAUCACGUGAAACGUUUUGAUCUCCUCAAAAGAUAUCUACAUUUGUCAAGACGGGAUGCAGAACUGUUUCUAAAUACCAAUGACCAGAUUGUUACAAAGUACAGAGUGCUCAUGGUAGAAAUUAAUGGACAGCUGGAAGAGUCUGAUUUUGAUUCCCUGUGUUUUUUGCUGAAAAAUAAGGUGACAAAUGUGGGAAAGCUACAGAACAAGACAUUCCUGUCUCUAGUAACUGAACUAGAAAAAAGGAACUUGCUUGGACCAGACAAAGUAGAUUUAUUAGAGGGAUGUCUGCAAACUAUUCAGAGAAUGGAUUUAAAAAGCAAACUCCUCAAAUACAAACAAGCAGAUCAGAAAGCAUUCAGUAGUCAUUACAUAAAUGCAAUUGAGGCAUCACCCUCGCCCCAAAGAGCGUUCCAUCACCCAGCUCCAAUUACGAGGCAAAUGAAUGAGAAUCAUGAUUAUAAAGGUACAGUUCCAGUGCAAGAGUCUGGGGCUUCCUGUUUGGGAACUGGAGACAGAUAUGUUUUCACACAUAAUCCUGCUGGCGUUUGCCUUAUCUUUGACUGUGUUGGAAAUGAUGCAGAUUUGCUUGAAAAAACCUUUACAUCUAUGAGUUUCAAUGUCAUGCGUUUUAUGUACGUUACCAUAAGUGACCUGGAUACCACUCUCAUGAAAGUGUCAAAAAUGGAAGAGCUCAAAUCAUAUGACUUGCUUGUGUGUUUCUUGAUUAGCCGUGGAAGCUCAGAUUCUGUGUUCUGCAUUGAUGAAGGUGUCCCUGGAUACUCUUUUGACAAGGUGAAGACAUUUUUCACUGGUCAUUCAUGUCCAUCUUUGGUUGGAAAACCAAAGCUUUUCUUUAUCCAGAACUAUCUUGUAAAAGAGAAUAUGGAGGCUGGUAAUGAUGAUCUGAUAGUAGAGGAUGGACCUUCUACUCGAAACCCAAUCAGUGCAGACAGAAUAUAUGUCUUUCCAAAAAUCCCUAAUGAAGCAGAUAUCUUCUGGAGCCUAUGUAAAGUGGAUGAAAAUGAGCUGCAGAGGAGGCCUUCUUCUCCUUCUCCCUAUCUGCAAAACCUUAUACAGCUGAUAGGUGACAGAAGAACAAGAGAACAAUGUCACUUGCUGGAUAUUCAUACAGAAUUGAACAGAAUUAUCUACAGUAAAAGACAAGGACAUUCAUUACAACUGCAACAUACACUGAUAAAAAAGCUCUUCCUGCCUUGAAGAGGCAUACAAUUCAAUAUAUUGUAUAUCCGUGUAAUGUAUUUAUUCAUAAGCACCGCAAACAGUCUUCAUUCUAAACUUCUGUAAGUAGUGAUAAUAAAUUCCAUUUUUACAACUAUGACUUCAUGCAUUGUCACAUAUUAUAAUUAUUAGUAUCAGUUAUUUGUAAAGCACAGAUUCUGCAGCACUUAUAUAUGCUAACUGAUUGAAUACAAAAUAAAUGUUUUAAAAUAAUUAAAAA
Molecule: messenger RNA, 1922 nt
Organism: Bombina bombina (fire-bellied toad)
Lineage: Eukaryota; Metazoa; Chordata; Amphibia; Anura; Bombinatoridae
Gene: CFLAR
Product: CASP8 and FADD like apoptosis regulator
Exons: 11
Coding region: 191-1681 (496 amino acids)
Biological process (GO): proteolysis; negative regulation of extrinsic apoptotic signaling pathway via death domain receptors
Molecular function (GO): protein binding; cysteine-type endopeptidase activity
Source: RefSeq, a predicted model, not a curated record